Phytomonas sp. Hart1 is the source of this 2091-nucleotide messenger RNA. The record is from the annotation of a GenBank genome assembly. NCBI's taxonomy places the organism in Eukaryota, Euglenozoa, Kinetoplastea, Trypanosomatida, Trypanosomatidae.
AUGCUCCAGACUAGAUUUCAGCAUCAGGACCAUCCCUGCACGAGCCCCAGUCCUACCACGAGGGAUGACACGAGGGGCGCGCUGGAAUGUCUCAUCUGUGUGGGACCCUGUCGGGUGGUGUGCGUAUUCAGCUGUGGACACUAUGCCUGCUACGCCUGCGGGCUGCGAAUCCACACACUCGGGGAGGGCGGCUGCCCGGUCUGCCGGGUCCGAAGUAGCGAAGUAAUCCUUACUCGGACGAUCAGCAAGGAUGAGGAUCACUAUACCGCGGAGGAGAUUGCCGCCCUUAGUGCAUUAAGCAUGCCUAAUAAACGGCUUAACUGCCUUAUUGACGGCCAAGAGCUCGCGAACGAGAUGGAGAAGCUCUAUCAAAACCUCUGUCCCAUCGAGGGGUGCUGGAUGGACGGCGAACAGGAUCCUUUUAUCGAGUUUGGCAGCCUUAAGGAUCACCUGGCGAGGGAGCAUGGGAUGUCGUACUGUGAUAUUUGCUUAAAGAGUCGGCCUGUUUUUUUAUGUGAACAAAUGGUUUACGGCGAGGUGGCGUUACAGCAGCAUUUAGAAGGGAUUUGCCAGUCGGAUAGUCCGUCUUUUAUUGGACAUUCGCCCUGCCGUUUUUGCUCUCGUUUACGCCGUGAAGUUCGGCUCUAUGACGGCGAGGCGUUGCUGAAACAUAUGCAGGAGCACCACUACACCUGCGAUGUUUGCAAUCGUGGACAGUUUACCUUUACCUUUUAUGAAAAUCGCCAAAAACUUGAUCAGCAUUUCGUACAGUGCCAUAAAAUCUGCGAGCACUCUGAUUGCGCGAAUCUUGAUAUCAUGCUUCGUGUAUUUGCAGAUGAUUUCGAAUUAAUGCUCCAUAAAAAGCGCAUGCACAAUGUUAAGUGUAAACUGACGUUUACCCCAGCAACUUUCGGUGCACUAACAGAGGGCAAUGAUGUGUCUAGUAGAGGAGGAAGAGCUACUGCUCCGCAGGCUGCUUCAAGUAAUCCGUUCGGGUUGUCAACAGGGUCGAAUAUGAAUGCCAUUCAAAUCACUUUUGAUCACAUAUUUCGCAAGGAAGUUGUAGAUCUCUUCCAAAGGAAAUCCAAUACGCGCGGAAAGCAUAAAUGGCACAAUCACACCUGUAGUUCUAAAGGAGGAGCAGGUAAAGCGUAUGUGUACGCACCCUUAGAAAAUGGGUUACCUCUUCAUUUUCACCAUCCAAAUGUGCUGAAGGUUCUCGUAUGGCCACCCGAUCACCUGUGUAGCAACAGCCCCCAUGAGUGUACCAGCCCUACGCAGAGGAAUAAAGGCGUCGAAGGGCGUGAUUUUGACUGCGCUUUCAGUAUGCCAGAAAGCGUGGAGUCGUAUUUGCAACGAAACCAUAUUCCUUCCGAUCCAGCUGAGCAGGCGCAGCGGUUGGACGAACUUGUUAGUAAAAAUUUAACCUCUCCAGUUGAUUACGCGCGGUUCCGCAACUUCACGCGAAACUUUAUGGAUUCCAAGAUUUUUGCCAUUGAGUAUUAUAAUACGAUCUCGGAGUUUAUUUUUCCUCAAACUGAUAUAUUUAAUGCGAUCUUUCCACUUUUGGUGGCAACAAUGCCAAACUUCAUGAAAAAGCGCGCUCUAUGUGAGAUAUGGAAGAUCAAAAUGGCCCCAGAGCUUCAGAGGCGAGCUCGCGCGAAGGAGCGGGAUGAGCGUGAGGCUAAAAAGAAGGAAGAGGAAAAACGCACAGCAGCGCUGCUAAAUAGCAUCAGUACCAGACGAGGAGCCUCUAAAAAGCCAAAUCCAAAGCCUCCACCGGGGGCGAAGAACGCAUGGAUGUGUUCGGAUAUUAAAUCCAAGCUCGGACACAGCGAGUCGGAAGCCUUGGAGGAUGUGCCUUACGAUAGCGUUGAAGGCGAAUCAUACGCUUUUUCGUCUCCUUCUUUUGGAGGAGGAGAAUCGACUACGACAAUACCCUUACAAUCUUUAAACGACGCGAAGAAUACCUUAGGGAGCGCGCUCAACUCGGAAAGCCUGUACCCCUCGCUGCCGCGUGAUAAUAUGAGGAAUAUUCAUACCAAAAAGAAGAAGCAACCUCAACUGCAGAAUGCUUGGUUUCGAAAGUGA